This is a messenger RNA of Clonostachys rhizophaga, 1074 nucleotides long. The record is from the annotation of a GenBank genome assembly. NCBI's taxonomy places the organism in Eukaryota, Fungi, Ascomycota, Sordariomycetes, Hypocreales, Bionectriaceae.
AUGGGCCGGACCCAAGCUUACCUUAUUGCUCUGCUCUUUGCCUCGGGCAGCUGGGCUGCCCCCCAAGGAAAGAGAUCUGUCGACAAAUACGAGAAUGAUGACGACCAACCCUUUGACCUUCCUUCAGGCUCAUUUGCCUUCCCCAGCGGAGGAGACUGGCCAACUCCCACUGGCGGUUUCCCCGGCGGCGGAGACUGGCCAACUCCCACUGGCGGUUUCCCCGGCGGUGGUGACUGGCCAACCCCUACCGGUGGUUUCCCUGGUGGUGGUGAGGGCGGUGACUGGCCUACUCCCUCUGGCUUCCCCGGUGGUGGUUUCCCAAGCGGCUCUGGAUUCCCCGGCGGUGGUGACUUCCCUACCCCCACUGGUGGAUUCGGCAGCUUCCCAACUGGCGGCUCCGACGACUCUGAGGAGUACUCCCGCCGUCAGGAGGACGACUACGAGGGCGGUGAUGAGGGCGAGUUCCCUACCCCCUCCGGCGGUUUCGGUGGCGAGCGUCCUACUCGCACUGGCAGCUUCGGCGGCAGCCGUCCUACUCGCACUCCUGGCCACGGCCACCACAGUGGACGUCCUACUGGUACUCCCACCGGUGGCUUCGGCGGUAGCUUCCCUACUGGCUCUCCCGAUGACAGCGAAUCCGGCGGCAACAACGCUGGUGACGACGAGUCUGACGGUGACGACUACGAGGGUGGUGACGACGACGAGUCUGGUGGUGAUGACGAGUCUGGCGAGUGGCCUACCCCUACCGGCGACUUCGGUGGUGAGCGUCCUACCGGCACUGGCAGCUUCGGCGGUAGCCGCCCAACUCGUACUCCUGGAGCUGGCCACGGUCACCACAGUGGACGUCCUACUGGUACUCCCACUGGCGGCUUCGGCGGCGGCCGUCCCACCGGCACUCCCGGCGCUGGCCACGGUGGCGAUGACGAUGGUGAGCGCCCUACUGGCACCUUCGGCGGUGACUGGCCCACUGGUACUCCUGAGGGCGGCGAUGGUAGCUUCCCUACCGAGGCUCCCACCGGCGGCUCCGGCGACGACUUCACGAGCGGCUUCGUCACCCUCACCCGCACCGCUUAG